AUGCUGAAACAUACUUCAUUUUCUUCCGGUAGAAGUGUGCGACUUGAUGAUAGGGCAGCUGCUAUGUUGAUGUUAAGAUUUUCUCCACUGGGACAAAUUUUAACCGAGAUUUACGCUCAACUCUAUUCACUGACAGAUUUGAAAAUGAAGCCCAACCUCGCUGCACUAGACGAUUGGGACCAUAACCUUUACGAUAAGUCGCCGACGAUUCAAAAUGUGAAGAAUACUGGAGCCCCGGCUAAUAAUUGCGGAGUCAUCUCCUCAAUCACGGUACUGCUUGCCAUUGAGGAAAUCCGAAAGCUUCUUCAACGAAAAGCGAUGGCGGCGGAACAAAAGGCCCACGAAGAGAGAACGUUGAGGGACAAAUUUUGUUACGGUCUCCGAGAAAUGUGUCUACGCCAAACGGACGGCCGCCCGACUGAUUCGAUGGCGAGGGGAAAACAGCUGACGAAUUUAUGCUUGGACGAGCUGUCGUUUGGAUCAGGCGAAGCGAAUACUUUAGAAGCAUUUCGUAGGAUCAUUCAG
Messenger RNA from Mesorhabditis belari, 525 nucleotides. The record is from the annotation of a GenBank genome assembly. Lineage: Eukaryota; Metazoa; Nematoda; Chromadorea; Rhabditida; Rhabditidae.